This is a messenger RNA of Striga asiatica, 1617 nucleotides long. Lineage: Eukaryota; Viridiplantae; Streptophyta; Magnoliopsida; Lamiales; Orobanchaceae. The record is from the annotation of a GenBank genome assembly.
AUGGCGUGGGGAACAAUGAGCAGAUGUGACGGCGGCGGAUCCGUCGCUCUGGAGCGGCCGCUGCGGCUUUGGUCCCUGCUAAUCGACAGCGUCCGGUGCGGCGGAGGCGCCCAUCGGCCCAAUCGGAGGGACCCGAAGCCCGGAUCCGAUAAGCUGUCGGAGCUCCUCAAGCGGGCCGAGUGGUGGGAGAAUGAGGAAUCGGAGGCGGAGCUAAGGCGGAGGAAGAAGGAGGAGGCGCUGGAAAUGCUGAAGGGGGUGGCCAGGAAGCUUCAGGGGCCGUCGGUGGUGGAGGGCGCGGCGGAGGUGCGGCGGUUGACCAAGGACGACCCGGAGGCCCGCGCCACUCUCGCCCUGCUCGGCGUGAUCCCUCCCCUGGUUUCCCUGCUCGACGCCCAAGAUCCCACCUCUCGCACUCAGAUCGCCGCCCUUUAUGCUCUGCUCAACCUCGCCAUAGCCAACGACGGAUCUCCUGUUUUGCCUGUGUGUCUGUUCAGGAACAAAGCCGCCAUCGUGAAAUCCGGCGCCGUCCACAAAAUCCUGAACCUCAUCCAAAACCCUACACACAAUCCCGACCUCGCCGAGGCCGCCGUAGCCAACUUCCUCGGCCUCAGCGCCCUCGACUCCAACAAACCCAUCAUCGGCUCUUCAGGCGCCAUCCCAUUUCUCGUAAAAACCCUCAAACACUCCCCCAACCCUCAGCCCAAACAGGACGCCCUCCGAGCCCUCUGCAACCUCUCCAUCUCUCCCGCAAACAUCCCACCCAUCCUCCAAACCGACCUCAUCCCUCACCUCAUCUCCGAGCUCGGCUGCGACACCUCAGCCACGAGCAACCGAAUCCUCUCCAUCCUCGCAAAUAUAGUCUCGGUUUCGGACGGUAGGAGGAAAAUUGGCUCUGUCCCGGACACAUUCCCCAUACUUGUAGAUGUCUUGGGCUGGACAGACUCACACGAGUGCCAAGAAAAGGCAUCUUAUAUUCUAAUGGUGAUGGCCCAUAAGUCGUAUGUCGAUCGACAAGCCAUAAUCGAGGCUGGGGCAGUUUCGGCACUACUCGAGCUCACUCUCUUGGGAAGUGUGCUGGCGCAGAAGAGGGCUUCGAGGAUGCUUGAGCUGCUGAGGGUCGACAAGGGCAAACAGGUUGUUCUCGGGGGAGGAGGGAAUGUUUCGGCCCCGCUGAUGUCAUCACCUUCGCUGAAUUCUUUUACAGUGGAAGAGGAGGAGGAAGAAGAGGAAACGAUGAUGAGUCACGAGAAGAGGGCUGUGAGGCAGCUUGUGCAGCAGAGCCUGCAUACGAAUAUGAAGAGGAUGGUGGAGAGGGCGAAUUUGCCGCAAGAUUUUGUGCCCUCCGAGCAGUUCAAAGCACUCACGUGUGGCUCCUCCACGUCCAAGAGCUUGCCACCCAACGAUGUACAACGGAAUAAGUUUGCAGACCCAUCAGGGCUCCAACACCAGCGGCACGUUCAGGCGAAUGUCUUCACCGUCAAGGCGAGGGCGAAUAGAGUCGUCACCGGUCCGAGCAAGGAUUUCAAAUCGGGGCAAGGGGCAGCGGGCGUGAUCCGGGGGCCCGACAAGGAGAUACUGGAGGACGAACGCAAGAAGCAGAUAUAUCGAAAUUUUUGA